UUUCUUAAUUUUGUAUAUCCACUUAUAUAGGGCUCAUAAAACUAGGACACGAUGAAAAGGUCGUUUCUCUUUUGGGGGGUUUUUCUCUUGUUGUUUUCACUCUCCACCUUUUGCAGAAUACCCUUUUGUCUUGCAACUUCAAUCAUUGAAGUUAUUGAAUUUAAUCAUUUAUUCUUGUAGAUUCUUUUCUCCGAAAUCGAUCCUUUAAGAAGUUUAGAAAUAUUUGAGCUUUUCAGUUUUGCUAUUCUAGAACUGUAACUUUUUUCCCUCCUUCAAAAAAUUCAAUGGCCUGCAUGAUUCAUUAUUUGCUGGCAUUGGAACUUUUACUCUCGCCAACUUUAAAUCCACUCCAUUUCAUGGCUCAAGGAAGACAACUGCCCGAUCUCAGAAUGAUGCAGAGAAUAAAUGAAGAAAAGGUGAUGAAAAUGGUAGCAGUGAUAGGAUCAAAGCCUCCAAGAUGUGAUAAUAAAAGAUGCAAGUCUUGUGGAGAGUGCGAGGCAGUUCAGGUUCCAAUUGUGCCCUCAAAGGAAUUCAUCUCCCAAAAACACUUGCAUUUUCAUCCAAUCCCAAGAAUUAAUAUCAUUGCAUAUUCAAGAGGAGAUUAUAUUUCAAACUAUAAGCCAAUGUGUUGGAAAUGUAAAUGCGGAGAUUCAUAUUUCAACCCUGGAGGGGCCUAACCAUGUCUCUCUCUCUCUAUCUAUAUAUAUAAUUUCGUAUA
Salvia miltiorrhiza (redroot sage) is the source of this 718-nucleotide messenger RNA. RefSeq names its product EPIDERMAL PATTERNING FACTOR-like protein 2. Gene Ontology annotation, biological process: stomatal complex development; guard cell differentiation. The coding region runs from base 285 to 677 and encodes 130 amino acids. The transcript is spliced from 3 exons. NCBI's taxonomy places the organism in Eukaryota, Viridiplantae, Streptophyta, Magnoliopsida, Lamiales, Lamiaceae. The record is from RefSeq and is a predicted model, not a curated record.